AUGGAAAGAGCAACAUUUUUGUUGUUAUUGUGUCUCUUGGUUGGUUUAACAUCAACGGUGAAGGGUGAAGAUCCUUACUUGUUUUUCACAUGGAAUGUUACCUAUGGCACAAUCUCCCCUGCUGGAGUUCCCCAACAGGUUAUUCUCAUCAACAACGAGUUUCCAGGCCCCAACAUCAACUCAACCAGUAACAACAACGUCGUCGUUAACGUUUUCAACAACCUGGACGAGCCUUUUCUUUUCACAUGGGCUGGAAUCCAGCAAAGGAAGAACUCGUGGCAAGAUGGUGUUGCAGGAACAAACUGUCCCAUUAAAGUAGGAACAAACUACACAUACAAAUUCCAAGUUAAGGAUCAGAUUGGUAGCUUCUUCUACUACCCAAGCUUGGGGAUGCAAAGAGCAGCUGGCGGUUUCGGUGGCCUCCGUAUCAACAGCCGAUUACUCAUCCCCGUCCCAUACGCCGAUCCCGAAGACGAUUACACCGUCCUCAUCGGCGACUGGUACACCAAGAGCCACAGUUCCCUCAGCAAACUUCUCGACUCCGGCCAUUCCAUCGGAAGACCACAGGCAGUUCUUGUUAACGGCCAAAACGCCAAGGGUGAUGGAUCUGACAAACCACUCUUCACAAUGAAGCCAGGAAAAACCUACAAGUAUAGAAUCUGCAAUGUUGGUAUCAAGAACUCCCUCAACUUCAGAAUCCAAGGCCACUCAAUGUUGCUUGUUGAAAUGGAAGGCUCUCACACUGUCCAAAACAGUUACGAUUCUCUUGACGUUCAUCUAGGACAAUGCUUCGGCGUUCUUGUCACUGCAGAUAAAGAUCCAAAAGACUAUUACAUGGUUGCUUCAACCCGUUUCACCAAAUACCAUCUCACCGGAAAAGGUAUCAUUCGCUACACCAACGGUAAAGGUCCUGCUUCACCUGAACUUCCAGCAGCUCCAGAGGGCUGGGCUUGGUCUUUGAACCAGUUCCGAUCUUUCCGAUGGAACCUCACCGCUAGUGCUGCUAGACCUAACCCACAAGGUUCAUAUCAUUACGGUCAGAUCAACAUCACCCGAACUGUUAAACUCAUCAACUCCGUUAGCCGAGACAAUGAAAAACUCCGUUAUGCAAUCAACGGCGUCUCCCAUGUGGAUACCGAAACCCCUCUUAAACUCGCUGAAUACUUCGGAAUCGCUGAUAAGGUUUUCAAGUAUGACACUAUUCAGGACAAUCCAGCAGGCGUUCCAGUCACUAUUAAAAUGCAACCAAAUAUUCUUCGCUUACCCCAUCGUACUUUCAUCGAGAUCAUCUUCGAGAACCCAGAGAAAAGUGUUCAAUCUUAUAACUUCGACGGAUACGCCUUCUUUGCAGUAGCUAUCGAGCCAGGAACAUGGUCACCGGAUAAAAGGAAGACAUACAACUUGCUUGAUGCAGUGAGCAGACACACAGUCCAAGUGUUUCCAAAAUCAUGGGCUGCAAUAAUGUUAUCAUUCGACAACUGUGGAGUCUGGAAUUUAAGGUCCGAGCUAGCUGAGAAUCGUUACUUGGGACAACAAAUGUACAUCAGUGUGCUAACUCCAGAACGAUCUCUUAGAGAUGAAAACAAUAUGCCAGAUGAUCACUUGCUAUGUGGACUUGUUAAGGGUCUACCAAAGCCUGCUCCAUACAUCAACAACUAG
Molecule: messenger RNA, 1659 nt
Organism: Lathyrus sativus (Indian pea)
Lineage: Eukaryota; Viridiplantae; Streptophyta; Magnoliopsida; Fabales; Fabaceae
Source: the annotation of a GenBank genome assembly